CGCCCAAUCUGGAGAUCCCCUGACAGAUUUAGCCAAAAUGGCCGCCCCCUGAGUGGGGACAUCACAACUCGACUCACUAGUGCCCUGAAAACAACACUAUCUUUAGCAUUAUAAUAAUGUGUGUCCAAUGGGUCAAUUUGUUCUCAACUAAUUUCAUUGGACGAGCAUCUAGUCAAGAGCUACGGACUGUAGAGGAGGUGAACAACUACUGUCUUGACCCCUAUGAUAUUUCACAUGCUGAAGAAUGGCAGGAGGAGCUGCAGAAUCUUUUAAAGAGGAAACAGCAGCUGAAGUCGGAGCUGUUGGCUAUUACACAAGAACAGAAACUGGUUUGUGAAUGUUUUGAAAAUCCAGUGCAAUGGAUGGAAACACACCAGUCAGUUGAUAAAGACCUCGCCAAGUCAGAUGAAGUCCUGUCAGAAGUCAAUUCCCUCCUGAAGGAGAGUGCAGUGAAGAUAGAUCGGACUGUCGAUUCUGCUUUCGAGGCACUCUCUGUACUUCGAGACACCUUGAGAACUUCAGAACAGAAAGUGGCUGCUCUUGAGUCUGAGCUCUCUGAUCACUUGAGCGGUCAAACAGAUUCUGAGCUCCAACUGUCCUCACUGCACAAAUUACAAAGAGGUGAAAAGUCUGCCUCAGAAAAACUGUGUCUGCUCCUAGAAGCUGCAAAGGCAGAGCAGGAGGUUCUUAAGAAUAGGCUGCACAGGUUACAAUCAAAUUUGGCAUGCUUGCAACAAAUUUCAGGACCUCAACAUCAACUGGAGUCUGACAGUCAAAGAGAACUUGCACGGUUGACAGACUUAAAGACUGAUAUUGAACAGCUAUCAGAAGUUCAAUGCAUUGUGAGGGAUGGACGAACCAUAGACGUUAUCUUUUCACCGCAAGCUAAACGUUGCAGAAAAAUGCCUUCAGAAAUGGAAGGGCAAGUCAGUGGCAGUGUUCAACUGGUGGCCACUCUUUGUUUUAAACAACUCGCAGAUGACAGUCUCCACUUGGGUGAUGUGAAGUUGAAUGAAAAUGUUCUUGGAUCUGAGGAAAUCAUUGAGCGUGCAAAAUCAUCUUUAGACAUCCCUACUCUCAUUAUGGAGAUGAAGUCUCUUUGGGUGUCGUCAGUGACUUUGUUUUCUGAAAUCUCCAAUAUUAGAGAAAGACAUGCAGUAGAUUGGAUCCAAGAGGAAAGUGUCCUACGAUUGAUGGUGAAGAAGGGUCGGUCUGUAGUGUGUACUCUUCACAUCCCAGACACUUACCCAUACUCUGGCAGCGUCUCCCUGGAGAACGUCGUUGGUGACACUUCAGACAUUGCCAUGGAUCAGAUACAAGCUCCCAAAGACAACACUUUGACUGGAUGGAUUCUUUAUCUGGAAGACAUCUUCAGCAGACAGACAGUGAUGGACAGUGGAUCAUUCUGAAUGGAAACUAUACAUGCAAAAAUCGCAAAUUUGUUUGUAAAAUUGUUCAAUAUAAUGUAAAUCAUGUAACCCAUACGAGAUCAUCCCUAGUGAACAAAUGUAGCUGAAUAAACUGUAGUAUACUCUGUAAA
Messenger RNA from Aplysia californica (California sea hare), 1540 nucleotides. RefSeq lists its product as uncharacterized. Bases 117 to 1409 code for a protein of 430 amino acids. Lineage: Eukaryota; Metazoa; Mollusca; Gastropoda; Aplysiida; Aplysiidae. The record is from RefSeq and is a predicted model, not a curated record. The transcript has 11 exons.